UUUGCCGUACAGCUCUACAACACCAACCAAAACAUGACCGAGAAGCCUUUCCAUCUGAAUUACAACGUAGAUAACCUCGAGUCUUCCAACAGCUUCGCUGUUACCCAUGCGUUCUGCUCCCAGUUCUCCAGAGGCGUGUACGCCAUCUUUGGCUUCUACGACAAGAAGUCCAUGAACACGCUGACCUCCUUCUGUGGGGCGCUGCACACCUCCUUCAUCACGCCCAGUUACCCCAUCGACUCCGACGUGCAGUUUGUCAUCCAGAUGCGCCCGGCGCUCAAGGGGGCCGUGCUGAGCCUCCUCUCGCGCUACAAGUGGCAGAAGUUCGUCUACCUCUACGACACAGACAGAGGGUACUCGAUACUUCAAGCAAUCAUGGAGGCAGCUGUGGCUAACAACUGGCAGGUGACGGCGCGGUCCGUGGGGAGCAUCACCGACCCCCUGGAGUUCAAGCGCAUCAUCGAGGAAAUGGACAGGAGACAGGAGAAGCGCUACCUGAUCGACUGUGAAGUGGACCGGAUCAACGUCAUCCUGGAACAGGUGGUGACCGCGGGGAAGAAUAGUCGAGGCUACCAUUACAUUAUUGCCAAUCUGGGCUUCUCCAAUGUGAGCCUGGACAAGGUUGCUCUCGGUGGAGCGAACAUAAGUGGGUUCCAGAUAAUCAAUCCGGAGAACCCCAUCGUACAGCAGUUCCUCCAGCGCUGGGACCGGCUAGAUGAAAGAGAGUUCCCAGAGGCCAAGAACACGCCUCUGAAGUACACCUCUGCGCUCUCCUACGACGCCAUCCUGGUGAUCGCCGAGGCCUUCCGCUACCUGCGGAGGCAGCGCGUGGACGUGUCGCGGCGGGGCAGCGCGGGCGACUGCCUGGCCAACCCGGCGGUGCCCUGGAGCCAAGGCAUCGACAUCGAGCGAGCCCUCAAAACGGUCCAAGUUCAAGGUAUGACUGGAAAUAUCCAGUUUGACAGCUUCGGUCGAAGAUCAAACUAUACCAUUGACGUGUAUGAGAUGAAAACAGGUGGGCCCAGGAAGAUCGGGUACUGGAACGAGUUUGAGCGCUUUGUAUCUAUAAUGGACCCGCAGGUCACCAACGACUCCUCCCCAGUGGAAAACCGAACAAUUGUGGUCACUACUAUUAUGGAAGCGCCCUAUGUGAUGUUCAAGAAAAACUAUAAGCAUCUGGAGGGGAAUGAAAGAUAUGAAGGCUACUGUGUCGAUUUAGCCUCUGAGAUUGCUAAACAUGUGGGCAUUAAGUACCAGCUGUCCAUAGUAAUGGACGGCAAGUAUGGCGCCAGGGACCCCGAGACCAAGACGUGGAACGGGAUGGUGGGUGAACUUGUCUAUGGGAGGGCAGACAUAGCCGUCGCGCCACUGACUAUCACCCUGGUGCGCGAGGAAGUCAUAGACUUUUCCAAACCGUUCAUGAGCCUGGGCAUCUCCAUCAUGAUCAAGAAGCCCCAGAAGUCCAAGCCGGGCGUCUUUUCCUUCCUCGAUCCUCUGGCCUACGAGAUCUGGAUGUGCAUCGUGUUCGCCUACAUUGGCGUGAGCGUGGUGCUGUUCCUCGUGAGUCGCUUCAGCCCCUAUGAGUGGCACCUGGACGAGCAGGACGAGACCAAAGACCCACAGACGCCUCCCGACCCGCCCAACGACUUUGGGAUCUUCAACAGCCUGUGGUUCUCCCUAGGGGCCUUCAUGCAGCAGGGCUGCGAUAUCUCUCCAAGGUCCUUGUCAGGGAGAAUUGUUGGAGGCGUCUGGUGGUUUUUCACUCUCAUCAUAAUCUCGUCCUACACGGCCAACCUUGCUGCUUUUCUCACUGUGGAGCGAAUGGUCUCCCCCAUUGAGAGCGCAGAGGAUCUCGCCAAACAAACAGAGAUUGCCUAUGGAACUUUGGAUUCAGGCUCCACAAAAGAGUUCUUUAGGCGCUCCAAAAUAGCAGUGUAUGAGAAAAUGUGGUCAUACAUGAAAUCUGCUGAGCCCUCUGUCUUUGCCAAGACUACACCUGAUGGGGUGGCGCGGGUACGAAAGUCGAAGGGCAAGUUCGCCUUUCUUCUCGAAUCCACCAUGAACGAGUACAUCGAGCAGCGGAAGCCGUGCGACACCAUGAAAGUGGGCGGAAACCUCGACUCUAAGGGCUAUGGUGUGGCCACCCCCAAAGGCUCAGCAUUAAGAACUCCUGUAAACCUUGCAGUAUUGAAACUCAGUGAACAAGGCAUCUUAGCCAAGCUGAAAAACAAAUGGUGGUACGAUAAGGGUGAAUGUGGAACCAAGGACUCUGGAAGUAAGGUCAGUCGCUGCAGGUCUUUUGUACUGAUUCCAAAAUUGCAUUUUGACGUAUUGUUCAUAUGCAAAGAAAAAAAAAAAGCACAAUUCAGAUAUCUAUCUUUCCUCAUUUUUUCUGAUGUAAAAGUACAGUUAAUUACAUUUUUUUGUAUUGCCACUCUAAUUAGACAAACAUUGAGUGGCCGAAAUAGUUGCACAAUACCCCCACUUGGAAAUAGUAUAUUUUUUUGAAAGCAAAAAUUACAAUAACAUUUUACCACUGUAUGUGCUGUCAUACUUUUUAACGAAGCACCAUUAUGAUACAUACAUUUCUAUUAAUGAUAAGUCGGCUACAGCACAUGUGGGGAGUUUAUA
Molecule: messenger RNA, 2631 nt
Organism: Sardina pilchardus (European sardine)
Lineage: Eukaryota; Metazoa; Chordata; Actinopteri; Clupeiformes; Clupeidae
Gene: gria3b
Product: glutamate receptor, ionotropic, AMPA 3b
Exons: 13
Coding region: 34-2508 (824 amino acids)
Biological process (GO): modulation of chemical synaptic transmission; monoatomic ion transport; synaptic transmission, glutamatergic
Cellular component (GO): plasma membrane; AMPA glutamate receptor complex; postsynaptic density membrane
Molecular function (GO): transmitter-gated monoatomic ion channel activity involved in regulation of postsynaptic membrane potential; AMPA glutamate receptor activity
Source: RefSeq, a predicted model, not a curated record